This is a messenger RNA of Phragmites australis (common reed), 3648 nucleotides long. RefSeq lists its product as uncharacterized. Lineage: Eukaryota; Viridiplantae; Streptophyta; Magnoliopsida; Poales; Poaceae. The record is from RefSeq and is a predicted model, not a curated record. Gene Ontology annotation, molecular function: nucleic acid binding; RNA-DNA hybrid ribonuclease activity. The transcript is spliced from 2 exons. Bases 1 to 3648 code for a protein of 1215 amino acids.
AUGGAUCUCUUAAGCUGGAACUGCCGGGGCCUGGGGCAGCCCCGGACAGUUCAGGAGCUCGUCACCCUGACGAGAAUGCACAGCCCUAAACUCAUUUUCCUGUCGGAGACAAGGCAGAAUAGCGAGUAUGUUCGAAGGCUGAGAUGGAGAUUGGGUUUGAAAGAAUGUUUUGCGGUUAAAGGUGAAGUUUCACCUCCUGAAAAUCACAGGGGACCGAGGCCGAAGAGAUAUGAGACCUUUUGGGAGCGUGAGGAGGAACUAUCAGAGGAGAUAAAGACUGCAUGGCUACACACGCAACCUGUCCAGCAUCUGGGUGACGUGGUUACUAAGCUCUCUGCUACCAUGUCAGCACUGCAUACUUGGAGCAGAGAGAAAAUUGGUUCUAUAUCCAGAAAACUGGAAGACCAUCGAAAACGGAUUGAGCAGCUUCAACGGACUGCAAGCGAUGGAAAUAGCGGGGAAAUUAAAAAGCUACAAUGGGAGAUGGAUGAGCUUCUCUAUAAAGAGGAAAUGAUGUGGCUACAACGGUCUCGGAUUUCAUGGCUGCGCGAAGGAGAUCGAAAUACUAGUUUUUUUCAUCGCAAGGCUGUCUACAGAUCAAAGAAAAAUAAAAUUCAAAAGCUGAAGAACUCAGUUGGCAGGUGGAUCGACAAGGAUGUGGAACUGGAGGCUUUGGCCACGGGUUUUUUUCAAAAGUUGUAUUCAAGGGAUGUAAAUGUCGAACCGGUUCAGGUCAUAGAAUUGUUUGACAGAGUUAUAACGCCUGAUAUGAAUGAAGCUCUUUGUAGGAACUUCUCUGAGCAGGAGAUUGGGGAUGCCCUUUUCCAAAUCGGACCACUUAAAGCGCCUGGACCGGAUGGGUUCCCGGCGAGGUUUUUCCAACGGAAUUGGGAAGUUUUGAAGCAGGAUGUUAUCUGUGCAGUUCGGAAAUUCUUUGAUGAUGGCAUCAUGCCGGAGGGUGUAAAUGAUACCUUUAUAGUCCUUAUCCCAAAGAAGAAUGAUCCAGAGGAGCUAAAGGACUUUAGGCCUAUAAGUUUGUGUAAUGUGAUAUAUAAAGUCAUCUCCAAGUGCAUGGUAAACCGGAUGAGGCCUCUUAUGCAAGACUUCAUAUGCCCGACACAGAGCGCCUUCAUUCCGGGAAGGAUGAUAACUGACAAUGCACUUAUUGCAUUCGAGUGUAUCCAUACCUUGCAGAAAAAUAAAGGGGCACAAGGGGAAUUCUGUGCAUACAAGUUGGAUUUGGCGAAAGCUUAUGAUCGUGUUGAUUGGAGCUUCCUGGAGGAGAUUCUUUUGAGGCUGGGCUUUCAUCGACAAUGGGUUCAGUGGAUUUUAACAUGUGUAACCACUGUUCGCUAUUCGGUUUGUCUCAAUGGGCACCUUUUGGCGCCUUUCUCUCCUUCCAGGGGGCUCCGGCAGGGAGAUCCUUUAUCGCCGUAUCUAUUUCUGUUCGUGGCAGAUGGCUUAUCGAGGAUAUUGCAGCAUGAAACUCUCUCGGGACAUUUACAGGAGCUUCGGAUCUGUCAAGGAGCACCAGGUGUAUCACAUCUUUUGUUUGCCGACGACAGUCUAUUGUUUUUUAAGGCUAACCAGGAACAAGCUUUGGUAGUUAAGAAUGCUAUUCUUAAGUUCAAAAGAAGUACAGGCCAGCUACUUAGUAAUGCAAAGUGCUCUAUCAUGUUCGGCAAUGCUUGUACUGAUGUGGUCCAGAAAGAAGUAAAAGAAGUGUUGACAGUUCAACAGGGAGGUUUCGAGGAGAAAUACCUUGGCUUGCCCACACCACAGGGACGGAUGAAGAAUGAUAGAUUCCAAUCAAUCAGAGACAAGUUUAACAAAAGGCUUACUAAUUGGGCAGAAAAGUAUUUGUCUAGCGGAGGUAAAGAGGUCCUUAUAAAAUCUGUCAUGCAAGCUCUUCCAACUUACAUAAUGGGAGUUUUUAAACUCUCCUCAACACUGUGUGAGAAUUUGAUGCAGCUGGUGAGAAAUUUCUGGUGGGGUGACGAACAGAAUCAACGUAAGUUACAUUGGAUUGGAUGGGGCAAGUUAAUUAUGCCCAAGAUGCAUGGAGGCUUGGGCUUCCGAGAUUUCAAACUCUUUAACCAGGCGCUCCUUGCCCGUCAGGCGUGGAGGCUCAUCCAAAAUCCGAACAGUCUGUGUGCACGAUUGUUGAAAGCAAGGUAUUUUCCUAAUGGACCAUUACAUGAUACGGUGUUCCCUGCGGGAGGUUCUCCUUCUUGGUCAGGCGUGGUACAUGGACUGGAGCUAUUGAAGAAAGGUCUCAUUUGGCGGGUUGCUACAGGGGAAAAAGUUCAUAUAUGGAGAGACAACUGGCUUCCAAGAAAUGGUGCACUCAAAAUCACAUCUCAACCGAAUAGCCAGCGUGUACGACGAGUGUCACAGCUCAUAUUGCCAGGGACUAGGAACUGGGAUGCAGUCACCAUUCGAAGUUUGUUCCUGCCUCAUGAUGCUUAUGAGAUUCUACAGUUGAAACUACCGAACACAUGCUAUGAAGAUUUCCAAGCUUGGCAUUACGAACGUAAUGGCAUUUUCACGGUCAGAAGUGCAUACAAAUUGGCAUUGCGUGAGCAGUUCCCGGCACCUGAAGCCACCAGCAUUCAUGGAGAUGGUGAACAGAAGAUUUGGGAGAGUAUUUGGAAAGCAAAUGUGCCGACAAAAGUGAGAAUUUUUGCAUGGAGACUUGCGAGAGAAGGACUUGCAACUCAAAAAGGCCGAUACCGACGAUCGUUGUGCCCUAUGGCUACCUGCGAAAUCUGCGGCAAUGGUGAGGAGGAUGGUUUCCACGCUGUUGUUCUAUGCACAAAGUCCAGGGCCUUGAGGGAAGCAUUACGCCAACAUUGGAGUUUGCCAGAUGAAAUUGAGUUAAGGUAUACAGGCCCAAAUUGGUUACCUUUGCUGUUGGACAAUUUAAACAAUGAAAUGUGCACGCAAACUCUCAUGCUUUUGUGGAGAGCAUGGCAUCUAAGAAAUGAUAUCAUUUAUGGUAAAGGUGAGGCCACAAUUGGCGCUUCAGUGGCGUUCCUGCGUAGUUAUGUUCAAUCUCUGCUCGGCGUGCGUCUACAGGAAUGCAUUGACAAAGGAAAAAACCUGGUUACUGGAUCUCACACGGUUUUGGAUGUUGGCCUGAGGAAAUGCUGGUCAGCUCCUCCACAAGGGUGGGUAAAAUUAAACUGCGAUGCCAGCUUUGAUUCAGUAUCAGGAGCAUCAACAUGUGGUAUUAUUAUCAGAAGCUGUCGAGGACAGGUUUUAAUUGCUGCAUGGAGUAUACUUCCUGCAUGUGCCAGCGCUACUGAAGCUGAAAUUCUUGCAGCACUAGAGGGAGCAAAAUUACUAGUGGACUGGAUCAGCCAGCCGGUUAUCUUCGAAUCAGACUGUGCUGCAGUGAUUCAGGGACUUUCGAAUUCCUCAUUGAAUCGAUCUCAUAUGGGUUUGGUUUACAGGGAAAUCAAAGACCUACUGAAUUCUCUUUGGGGGAUACUCAUAAGGAAGGUGAACAGGGAGUGUAAUAGGGUAGCUCAUGAGCUUGCUCAAUUAGCAAAAAGGAGUGCGGGGUCUGCGGUUUCGCACCUACACGCGCCUCCUUGUGUUUCUGAGCUCCUUGCAAAUGACUGUAAUUCUACUACUUUUGUUUAA